AUACUGACUCCUUUUAGUUCUUUCUGUCGUGUUUUGCAAAGCAGCUCCUUGGGUUCCAUUCCUGACCCUCCGUUUCCCGACAGGUGGCUUGGCAUUCUGACCUUGUACCUCAGUCACCGAGGGAAGCUGGACUGCGCUGGAGGGGUCCCGCUCGGCACUUACUUGAUUGUGCUCAUAGUUCUCCUGGCUGUUAUUAUCUGUACCGUGUCAGCCAUCGUGUGUGUCAGCAUGAAAGGAACCAUUUGCAACCCUGGGCCACGGAAGUCUAUGUCCAAGCUGCUCUACGUCCGCCUCGCGCUCUUUCUGCCCGAGAUGGUCUGGGCGUCUCUGGGGGCUGCCUGGAUAGCAGACAGUUUUCAGUGCAACAGGGUCGUUGUGAUUGGCAUCAUCGCAACCGUCGUGGUCAGUUGGAUUAUCAUCGUCUCCACUGUGAUCACCAUCAUCAUCGUCUUUGACCCGCUCGGGGGGAAGGUGGCCUGGUACUCCUCGGCUGGCCCCAGCCUCCUGGACAGUCCCGAGUCGAGCCAGAUUCUCAGUGGCCUCAAGACAGCAGCCAGGAGCGUGUGGGAGACCAGAAUCAAGCUCCUGUGCUGCUGCGUCGGGAAGGAUGACCACACUCAGAUGGCUUUUAUGAGCACAGCAGAGCUUUUCUCGACCUACUUCUCAGACACAGACCUGGUGCCCAGCGACCUUGCGGCCGGCCUCACCCUGCUCCACCAACAGCAGGGCAGCAUCAGGAGCAGCCAGGAGCAGGAGGGGGUCAGCCAUCCCCCCGGCUCCUCCCAGGAAGAUGAUUUGGAUGCAGAAUUGGAGAACUGCCGACAUUACAUGCAGUUUGCAGCAGCUGCCUACGGGUGGCCGCUCUACAUUUACAGAAACCCGUUCACGGGGCUGUGCAGGAUCGGGGGAGACUGUUGCAGAAGCAGGACAACAGAAUAUGACUUGGUUGGAGGCGAGCAGCUCCACUGCCAUUUUGGUUCCAUCCUGCGGAUAACGGGGCUGCAGUACCGGGAUUUCAUUCACAUAAGCUUCCACGACAAGGUCUUCGAGCUCCCCUUUCUGGUGGCCCUGGAUCACAGGAAAGAGUGCAUUGUGGUGGCUGUGCGAGGAACCAUGUCUCUGCAGGACAUCCUUACAGACCUGUCAGCAGAGAGUGAGACCCUGGACCUAGAGUGUGAGGUGCAAGACUGUGUGGCACAUAAGGGGAUUUCUCAAGCUGCCAGAUACCUGUACCGACGACUCGUCAACGACGGGAUUUUGAGCCAGGCCUUCAGCAUUGCUCCUGACUACCGGCUGGUGAUCGUGGGGCACAGCCUGGGAGCAGGUGCGGCCGCCCUGCUGGCCAUCCUGCUCAGGAAGGUGCACCCGCAGGUCAGAUGCUACGCCUUCUCGCCGCCCCGGGGGCUGCUGAGCAAAUCCCUUCAUGAAUACUCUAAGGACUUCACUGUGUCACUCGUCCUGGGCAAGGAUGUGAUCCCCAGGUUAAGUGUGGCCAACAUGGAAGAUUUGAAGAAGCGAAUCUUGCGAGCGAUUGCUCACUGUAAUAAGCCCAAGUACAAGAUUCUGCUGCGCGGGUGCUGGUAUGGGCUGUUUGGAGGGAACCCAGAGGACCUUCCGACAGAGCUGGAUGGGGGCGACCACCAAGACCUGACACAGCCUCUUCUUGGGGAGCAGAGUCUGCUGACACACAAGUCCCCAGCAUACAGCUCCUCCAGCGACUCCCCGCUGGGGUCCCCCACCAAGUACCCCCCCCUCUACCUUCCUGGCAGGAUCAUCCACCUGGAGGAAGAGGGCACUGCAGGCAGGUGUUCCUGUUACACUUCUCAGUAUUCCGCAAGGUGGGCACAUGAAUCAGAAUUCAGCAAAAUACUCAUCAGCCCAAAGAUGCUAACAGACCACAUACCAGGCAUCCUGAUGAAAGCCCUGGACAGGGUGGUGUCAGACAGGGCCGUGUGCAUUUCCUGCCCUGCCCCAGGAGCCUCUAAUGCGGACAUGGUGUAAUCAAGAGCUACUGGAAACUUCCAGGACUGCAGACUCGAACCAUUGAUCUUCAAGUGACUUGCUCUUAAAGUGGAUCCCACGAUGACAGUGCACUGAUAGGCGUUUGACAGGCACUGAGCUUGAGAUGUCUAAAUGACGGACUGAUCUGAGAAAUCAUGCUAAUCAUAGUAUUAACGCACCAGGAGUCAGCAGAGCACAGAGGUCACAGGAUUCCUGAGACUGAACGUGCUCGAAGCUUCACAGGUGCCCCUUUCCCCAUGGCCUGCAGAUCCCCGGCACCUGAGAACUGCCAGGGACUCCAGCAGCCAGGUCUGGAUCUGUACACUCCCACCCCCAGGCCACUUUUCACUGGCAGGGUCUUGUCUUAUCCCUGUUCAAAGGAGUCUGAACUUGGCGUACAGGCGUGCAGUUUUUUAGCAAACUCAUUUUCCCAGCUAUACAAACUCAGUUCUCAGCUGCAAGGGUGCAGACUGGGGUUUGCUCCUGGUGGCACUAAAGAUCAGCUCUGAGCUGCAAUUGAGAACUGAGACAAAACCAGAUCAGGAAAGUGAGUGGAGACAGCCCCUGCCCCUCAGCCGCAGCCAUUCCUUGUUUACGUGUCCCAUUUGUCUCAUCAACCCAGUUGAUGUGAACAGUCCUGGCUCUUUUGUUGGCAGUGGACUCAGAGGGCGUUAAUAAAGCGCUUAAUGGUCA
Molecule: messenger RNA, 2694 nt
Organism: Miniopterus natalensis
Lineage: Eukaryota; Metazoa; Chordata; Mammalia; Chiroptera; Miniopteridae
Source: RefSeq, a predicted model, not a curated record